AUGCCGCCCAAGCGCAAAGGAAAAGGACAAGCGGCGGCGGGGCAACAGUCAUCGAAUACAGUGUCUGUAAUCAUCCCAUCUGCGCUCUAUCUUGGACCCUGUUCGUCUGCGUCCUCCGCCCCUUUCCUCUCCUCCAACUCGAUAAACCAUGUUCUGAGCAUCGGCAUCACCCCGUCUCCCAAAGUUGACAAUGUAACCUACCACAGGCUCGGACUGAACGACUCCGCCUUGUCCUCCAUCUCAUCCACCAUCGACGCUGCGACGAAGAUCAUCGAUGACGCCCUGAAGUCCAAAGGGGGCAGUGGACGGAUUCUCGUACACUGUUCCGCUGGAGUGUCCCGUUCGCCCACCGUUGUCGUUGGAUAUCUCAUGAAGCGAAGAGAGAUGUCCCUCAGGGAGGCUUUGGGACUCGUUCUCUGUGCGAGGCCACAGGUGUCGCCGAAUCAUGGAUUUCUGCAGCAACUGAAGGAUCUGGAAGUGGAACUCCGUGGCGGCGUAUCAACACUUGAUGUGGACGAGUUGCCCCGACGAGAAGUAGAUCGUCUGGCGUUGUUCAGUGACGUCGAGGACGCCGGGGUGACCGCGAGCUAA
This is a messenger RNA of Cyclocybe aegerita, 591 nucleotides long. Lineage: Eukaryota; Fungi; Basidiomycota; Agaricomycetes; Agaricales; Hemipholiotaceae. The record is from the annotation of a GenBank genome assembly.